Molecule: messenger RNA, 1493 nt
Organism: Monascus purpureus
Lineage: Eukaryota; Fungi; Ascomycota; Eurotiomycetes; Eurotiales; Aspergillaceae
Source: the annotation of a GenBank genome assembly
CUGUUGCAGAGCAAUAUUCAGAUGAAAUAUCCACAUCCUUUUGUCAGGUGCAUAGAUUGCUGACUGCAAAAAUCAUGGCUGAAAUCGGACAGCCUAGAGCAGUCACAGCUGCCUUCGCGCCGCCUCCCCCGUUGUGGAAGCAUUUCACACCAGAAAACCUCAACAAGCUCGAGGAAUUCAAAAAGGAGGCUUCAAAGGGUGAAGAUGGGAAACCGCAGCGAAAGAAGUGGACUCCGGCCGAAUUGCGCGCUCUGGUUCUCCCACCAGAGCUAAGGUUUCUUGUCCCUCCCGAGAUUCCUACAUCUGGACAUUACAGUGUCUUUGGGGAACUGCAAAGCCUUUCAACCGCUCUACCUUCUUUAGAAGAACAAGGCAUCGAACAGCUUUAUCCCUCCCCUCCCACUACCGACGGUCGCGAAUCUCCGCAGAAGCCCUCUCGACCUUUAAACCACGCUUAUUAUCUUCUCAAGAUCAGCAAGUCUUUACUUCUGAACUUUCUUGAAUUUGUUGGCAUCUUGUCGAUCGCUCCCGAGCAGUUCCAGUCGAAGGUGGAGGACCUACGCAACCUGUUUAUCAACGCGCAUCAUCUUUUGAAUCUGUACCGGCCGCACCAAGCACGAGAAUCAUUGAUUAUGAUGAUGGAGGAACAACUUGACCGAGCAAGAGAGGACAUCCGACAAAUGGACAAGGUGAAGGCUGAGAUUGAAGGGGUUCUAGAACAGCUAAGGGCCGAAGGUCUCGACGCCGACGCUGCUGGCCAGGCCGUAUUCAAGGAGGCAUCUGAACAUGCAAGUCGAGGCGAAGAUGCUAUAGAAGAAUCUCGAUUGGUAUGGGAUCUCAUAGAGGAGAGCAAUUGAGCUUAGACAGAUCUGGGGAUAUCGCAUUUUCGAGAUUGCAUUUCUACGCAUAUGAGAUUGAUCGCAAAGCUCUCCUAUGCAUCGGUUCAGGUCUACGGAGUCAGCCUCGAGCAGUGGAAUCAGCGAGUCUCGCCAAGCAUAUCGCUCCUGGGGGGAGACAGCUAUGUUGGUCGAGUUGAUCUAAUACCGAAAACGGCAACGGAAUAUGUAUCCAUCCGUCCCAUCACGUGUUGCGCUAGUGACUCGCUUAAAACCGCUGGAAUUUUUUUUUCGAUCUCGAAAACAUUCUCAUUCUCCUGCGCUACUGAACUUGGCUCCUUGCGCUUCAUAUGGAUUAAUGAGACAUUCCAUAUCCAAUGGCCUUGUUCUGAGACAAGCAGAUCUCUGUCCACUGACGAUUUGUUUGUGGGCAACCUCGUCGGACAUCAUCGCCUUCAAUGCUAUAUAAGGCCAACACCAUCGUCGGACGGCUCUGCCGUAGUUAAUUGGUAAGUUCUACCCCGUUGCAAUUGUGUAUUAUGAUGAUUGAUGCUUUUUUUAUGUUUCAACCCCAUAUGAAACCACAAUAUGUGGUUCUUGAUUCUAUUGCGCAUCUACUAUCUGAAUACAAACCCACACAUUACUUUAUUGACUCGC